Messenger RNA from Biomphalaria glabrata, 962 nucleotides. Its product is annotated as E3 ubiquitin-protein ligase RNF185-like. Gene Ontology annotation, cellular component: endoplasmic reticulum. The record is from RefSeq and is a predicted model, not a curated record. Lineage: Eukaryota; Metazoa; Mollusca; Gastropoda; Planorbidae. The transcript has 5 exons. Gene Ontology annotation, molecular function: metal ion binding; ubiquitin-like protein conjugating enzyme binding; ubiquitin protein ligase activity. The coding region runs from base 185 to 736 and encodes 183 amino acids. Gene Ontology annotation, biological process: ubiquitin-dependent protein catabolic process.
GCGCAGUAUACGUUGAUCAGAAGAGUCUGGAAGUAAAUAAGAUGGCCUAGAACUAUGAGCAAAAGUGUUACUCUAAUUGCCAAGCAUAAUCAAUAAUAAAGUCAGUGUCAUGAGCGACUCAUGAAGAGAUAGAUAUAGUCGUCAUCUUUAGCUGAUACCCUUUUGGUGUUCACACGGACUAAUAAUGAGUGCAGAUUCAUCAACAUCUUCGCCGAAAACAGAGGGCCAAGCCCCAAAUGAGGAUGACCAACAACACGGAACAUACGAAUGCAACAUCUGUCUAGAAACGGCAAAUGACCCUGUUGUUAGUAUGUGCGGCCAUUUAUUCUGCUGGCCUUGUUUACACCAAUGGCUUGAAACGAGGCCAAACAGACAAACAUGUCCAGUGUGUAAAGCUGGCAUUAGUAAAGAUAAAGUGAUACCAAUCUAUGGACGUGGAAAUCCUAACCCACAAGAUCCACGAGAAAAGCUUCCACCAAGACCAGCAGGCCAGAGGUCUGAACCAGAAUCUUCAAAUCCCUUUCACAACUUUGGACUUGGUGGUGAUGGUAAUUUUCAGUUUUCUUUUGGCAUUGGGGCGUUCCCAUUUGGAAUAUUUGCAUCUACACUUAAUUUUAAUGAUGGAAGACCUGGACAACCUCCGCCCAACUCCCCUCAGCAGGCUGAAGAGCAGUUCCUGAGCAAAGUGUUUUUGUGGGUAGCCAUCAUCUUCAUUUUCUGGCUGCUCAUAGCAUGAAUAGUUGCCAAAACUUGGUUGGAACAAUGUCUUGUGACUAUUUCUCCCGUUUGUUCACCACAGUAUUUUUUAGUGUGCAAGCUGCUACUCUGAGAAUAAUGCCAAACAGUUUUUGUUUGGUUCCCAUUUUCUCAACCUCAUCAUCAGACUCUCUUGAUCCUGGCAAAUAGCGUCAUAGAAGGGUGUGGACUAAUCGUUCAUACAGAAAUAAAUGUCUUGAAAAUUA